Messenger RNA from Cannabis sativa, 3683 nucleotides. RefSeq names its product putative disease resistance RPP13-like protein 1. Bases 27 to 3086 code for a protein of 1019 amino acids. Gene Ontology annotation, biological process: defense response to other organism. Lineage: Eukaryota; Viridiplantae; Streptophyta; Magnoliopsida; Rosales; Cannabaceae. Gene Ontology annotation, molecular function: ADP binding. The transcript has 3 exons. The record is from RefSeq and is a predicted model, not a curated record.
CUUUUCUGAGUUUCUGAAGAUCUGAUAUGGCUGAAUUGGUUGGAGGAGCUCUUCUCUCUGCUUUGCUCAAUCCAUUGGUGAACAAGUUAACUACUGAGGUGAAGGACUUCUUCAAAGGAAAAGAUGCCAUUCUCAAGCUGUUGAAGGAGCUCAAAACUUUGCUGUCCUCUGCUGAUCUGCUGCUCAUUGAUGCUGAGGAGAAGCUCAUCAAAGACCCAAGAGUAAGGAAGUGGCUUGAUGAUCUCAAAGAUGUCAUUUAUGAUGCAGACGACUUGGUUUACAAGAUCGACACUGAAGCAUCACAAAACGAGCUGGAAGGUGGUGGUGGUCUUCAUGACUCUCAUAAUGGCUGCACUUGUACUAGUAAGGCACUCAUGAGACUCAUCUCAUCAACUCCUUUAACUUCUUUUGAUAAGAACAUAAAACCCGAGAUAGAAGAGACACUUGAGAAACUGAAGCUUCUUCUGGACAAUAAGGAUCUUGGUUUGGAACGUGUAAAAAAUCAUAAGAAGCCAGAGAGGGUAUGUGGUCCUUUGGUGGAAGAAUCUGAUGUUUAUGGAAGGGAUGUUGAUAAAGAAGCUAUUGUUAAGUUGCUUUUGUCGGAUAAAUUUUCUGUGAUUCCCAUAGUGGGGAUGGGCGGUAUUGGAAAGACUACUCUUGCUCAACUUGUAUACAAUGACGCGAGAGUCACUAAAAUGUUUGAUACCAGAGUCUGGGUCACUGUGGGAGACGAUGACAAAGUGAAUAGUUCUAAAGUGAUGAAAACAAUUAUUCUAAAGGUUAAAUCAGCCAAAUGUAAAUUUGAAGAGGAGUUUGAAGUUUUAAAUGAAGUCAAGGAGGUUUUGACUGGGAAGAAGUUUCUCAUCAUUCUUGAUGAUGUUUGGGAUGAAGAUAGCAACAGAUGGGAUGUCAUAAAAAGUGUCUUUCAAUCAGGGUUACAUGGAAGCAAGAUUAUUGUGACAACACGGAGCAAUAAGGUUGCUUCAAUUAUGGAAACUAAGCCAACAUCAACUUAUUCCCUAAGCACUAUAUCGUUUGACAAAGGUUGGCAGCUGUUUGUUAGACGUGCAGCAAUCGAUGUGAACAUGCACGAGUAUGCUGAUCUACAAGUAAUUGGUCGAAAAAUUGUUGAGAAGUGUAAUGGGCUUCCUCUAGCUAUAAAAUCACUUGGGGGACUUUUACGUGGGAAACAAAAUAAGGAGGAUUGGGAUGACAUAUUAAACAACGAUAUAUGGGGUUUGUAUGAGAGUGAGAGUGUUGAUAUUCUUCCAGCUUUAUGGCUGAGUUAUUUUUACUUACCUUCACAUUUGAAGUCUUGUUUCUCUUAUUGUGCUAUAUUUCCUAAAGAUUAUGAAUACAAUGAAGAAGAUAUGAUCUUAUUGUGGAUGGCCGAAGGUCUUUUACUUCCUAAGAAGGGAGUGAGAAUUGAAGAAAUCGGAAAGAAGUACUUCAAAGAUCUAAUCUCAAUGUCAAUUUUUCAACCAUCAAAUAAGGAUGGGUAUGAGAAGGAACCAACUUUUCACAUGCAUGAUCUUGUACAUGAUUUGGCAAUAUUUGUUUCUGGUGAGUUUUGUUAUAUGAUGAAUAAUUUGAGUAAAUGUUCUCACAAGGUUCGUCAUUUUUCGUACGUACAAGAAUGUGCGAAAGUCGAUGACCCUAAUGAAAUUGAGGAGUUAUUUAAAGUUAAGUGCUUGCGCACCAUAUUGUGGCAACAAGAUUCAAGGGUUGAUGCUUGUCUAAAGUUGUUAAAAAUGGAGGACUUGCAUAAGUCAUUCCGAGGCUUGAGAGUACUAUCCAUAUAUGAUGAUCAGAUUACAAAGCUUCCUGAUUCAAUAGGAAAAUUGAAGUAUUUAAGAUAUUUGAAGUUAGAUUGUCAAAAGAUUGAGGAGAUACCUAAUACAAUUUGUAACUUGUAUAAUUUGGAGACACUAUUGUUGGAGAAAUGUAAGAAAAUUACUCAACUACCAAUUGAUGUAGGAAAUUUAAUCAAGUUGAGACAUCUUAGUGUUCCUAUGUAUUCAUUAGAAGAGAUGCCGCUGCAAUUGGGGAAGCUACAAAAUCUGCAAACCCUUAAUAAUUUUGUUGUUGGAAAAAAUAGAGAUUCUAAUGGCAUUAAGUUGUUGAAAGAGUUUCAAGAUCUACACGGGGGUCUUUCUAUUAAAGGACUACAAAAUGUUUGUAUCCUUGAGGAAGUUUCAGAUGCAGUUCCAUUUUUAAAGAGUAAGAAGUUUCUUAGUCGACUAUCUUUAGCAUGGGAUUAUCGCUAUGAACCUGAAUUUGAUGAGUUGCACAAAGAAAGAGAGCUACUCAGUGCCCUCCAGCCUCAUCCAAAUCUGAAGAAACUUGAGAUUUGGUCCUACAAAGGCAACAACUUCCCAAAUUGGAUGGGAGAUCAUCGCUGCUUGUCUAAUUUAGUAAGUUUGGAGAUGGUAAGUUGUAGUAAUUGCAGCUUCUUGCCGUCGUUGGGACAACUGCCUUCUCUCAAAGACCUUUUCAUUAGGAGUUGUGGUGGUGUGGUGAGAAUAGAUUCAGAGUUUUAUUGUUCUUCUUCUUCUGUUGCAAUACAAACAAAGCCCUUAUUCUUUAGAUCUUUGGAGUCCUUGAAAUUUGAGAAUUUGGAGAAGUUUAAAGAGUGGUCAUUUAUGGAAGGUGGAGUUUUUCCUCGUCUUAAAAAUCUUUAUUUUAGUAGAUGCACGAGACUGAAAGUGACAUUGUUAGCAGAAUAUUUUCCGUCAUUGACAGAUCUUGAAAUAGUUGAUUGUGAGGAACUAAUACCAUUAAUACUCCCAAGAGCUCAACUCAUGCAGGCCCCUUUGAUCACUUUAAAGAAGAUUAGAAUUGUCAAUUGUGUCAACUUGACGCACUUAGACGAGGCGACCUUUCAGCACCUCACCUCCCUUGAGAAGUUGACAAUUGGACGUUGUUUUAACCUCCGAUGCUUGCCAAAAGAACUACCCACUUCUCUUUCUGAACUACACAUUUAUAAUUGUUCAUGGCUAACACCACUACUCCAGAGGGAGACAGGGGAGGACUGGCCAAUUAUUGCUCACAUCCCAAAUAUCUUUCUCAAUCACAAGAAAAUAUAGGGGUCCAACCAUAAAUGAUUUGCAUGUUUGUUGCUGAGGACUAAUUGGAUUGAGUUGAAGAAUACAACAAGUCAACAACACAGUAGUUACCACCAAAUAAACACAUGAUUUGUCUAAUCUCGAAGAGUGGUCAGUUAUCGAAGGUGGAGUUUUUCCUCAUCUUAAGAAUCUUUAUUUCCAUCAAUGCAAGAGACUCAAAGUUACAUUGUUAGGAGAUUAUUUUCCUUCAUUGACAGAGCUUCAAAUUGAUGGUUGUGAGCAACUAACACCAUUAUUACUCCCAAGAGCUCAGCUCAUGCAUGCCCUUUUGAUCAGUUUAAAGAAGAUUAUAAUCGAAGGUUGUCACUUCUUGACGCACUUAGAUGAGGCGGCCUUUCAGCACCUCACCUCCCUUGAGGAGUUGACGAUUAGUAUGUGUCAAAACCUCCAACGGUUGCCAAAAGAACUACCCACUUCUCUUUCUGAGCUAAUCAUUUACUGUUGUCCAUUGCUAAGACCACGAGUCGAGAGGGACACAAGGAGAAGUGGCCAAUUAUUGCUCGCAUCCCAAAUAUCACUCUUGAUCGGAAGAAAAUAUAGGUAUGAUAGUUUGACUCU